Parastagonospora nodorum SN15 is the source of this 597-nucleotide messenger RNA. RefSeq lists its product as hypothetical. Gene Ontology annotation, molecular function: protein binding. Lineage: Eukaryota; Fungi; Ascomycota; Dothideomycetes; Pleosporales; Phaeosphaeriaceae. Bases 1 to 597 code for a protein of 198 amino acids. The record is from RefSeq and is a predicted model, not a curated record. The transcript is spliced from 2 exons.
AUGGCGGCGACCGUAGUCAUAAUGAGUGGCGAUACAGCUCCACCAAGCGGCCAGCCUCUGCCCCAACAGGUGCGCACCGUGUGGAUCCGUCAAAUCAUCAACGAUGAAGAUGCACCUUUAAUAAACGGAAUCAAGUGUGUCAAGCGGUUCCUGAAUCCUCUUGAGUAUCUGGAUCAACAACGUAAGAGGAAGCAAUCCAAAGUCCUCGAGGAUGUCAACGCCUCAUCAGCACCACUACACCAGCUUCCCGUCCAAAUUCUUCAGCGAGUGGCAUCGUUCAUGAGACCUGAGGAUGUAUUGGCUCUCUCGAUUACGUGUCGCUGGUUUGCCGUAGUUCUUCAGAAGGAGUUGCAGAUUUCCAUCGACACGAGAUGGACUCUUAGGCGGAGGUUGUUCGCGGAGAGAUGGAAAGAAAUCGCAGACAAUGAGCGAAUUCACUUCCCUCGAGGCCAGACGAUGCUUUGUUUUCGUUGUCUUAGCGCACAUCUUGUCCUGGAGUUUAGUAUACGUGAGCGGACGCGCAGUGCGCAUGUGCGCUGGUGUCUCUGGGGACCGGAAGAGAGGGUGAUGAUCAGGCGGAGUAGAAAUGGCGCCUGA